Messenger RNA from Hemiscyllium ocellatum (epaulette shark), 9305 nucleotides. Its product is annotated as arginyl-tRNA--protein transferase 1. Gene Ontology annotation, molecular function: arginyl-tRNA--protein transferase activity. Gene Ontology annotation, biological process: protein arginylation. Gene Ontology annotation, cellular component: cytoplasm. The transcript has 13 exons. The record is from RefSeq and is a predicted model, not a curated record. NCBI's taxonomy places the organism in Eukaryota, Metazoa, Chordata, Chondrichthyes, Orectolobiformes, Hemiscylliidae. The coding region runs from base 87 to 1775 and encodes 562 amino acids.
UUUUUUCUCUAUCCGGUAAAGCGUCUCUUGGAAAUGUCAAACGUGUAGGCAGUGGAUUGACCGGGACGUAAACACACGACCGUGGGAUGUAUUCCAUCGUGGAAUACAAAGGUUUAAAAUCCGGUUAUCAUUGUGGAUAUUGUAACUCGGACAAUGGAAAAGUGUCCACGGGCAUGUGGGCUCAUGCCAUGUCAGUCCAGGACUAUGAAGAUCUAAUUGACCGAGGGUGGAGGAGGAGUGGUAUGUAUGUUUAUAAACCUACAAUGAAUCGAACAUGUUGCCCUCAGUAUACAAUAAGGUGUCAUGCUUUGGACUUCAAACUUUCUAAAUCAUCAAAGAAAGUAUUGAAGAAAAUGGCACGGUUCCUUUCCAAGGGAGAGGUAGCAAAAGGAACUGAUGUUGAACCCAUGGAUUCUCACAGUGAAGAUGCUGGAAUUGAUCAUCAGGCUGUACCAUGUAACUCAGAAGUCAAUAUAGAUAUAGAGAAACCUUUGAAGAUUGUCAGCCUCGAGGAAUUACCGGAGUCUGCUGAAAUACAGGAAAAUCCUCAACCAGAUGCUGCUAGUGAGAAAGGGGAACCAGGCCAAAAACAUGCAUCCUCGGAGACAAAUGUUUCCACUGGUUCACUUAAAUGUACUCCAAAACCAGGCAGAGGAGCAGAUCCAAAUAAACCACCUUGUCGCAAAGCAAAAGUUAUUCGGAGGGAGAUGAAACUUACGAAGCUGCUUCAGAAACAGCAGCAGAAAGAAAUGGCAGAUAUAUCCCAGCACCAAGAACCCUCUUCUUCCAAUCCUCAUCUACACCCUCUGCAGCACCAUGCCACCCAAGCAAAUAAGCCAAAAUCAUUGGAAGAGUUUAUUUCUGAGUCUUUAACUCCAGAUGCAGCCCAUAAGCUUGAGGUGAGGCUAGUGAGGUCAUCUCCACCAAACUCCCAGUUCAAAGCAACUUUUCAGGAGUCUUACCAGAUCUAUAAACGAUAUCAGAUGACCAUUCACAAGGACCCCCCUGAUAAAGCAACUGAAUACCAGGUGAAACUAGUGCCAGUUUCCUCCGAUGACCCAGAUUUCAUUGAAUCCUUUAACCAAUCAGCAGCUUUGUAUGCCAAGUAUCAGAUGGCUGUGCACCAUGAUUCACCUGAUGAAUGUAAUGAAUCACAGUAUACAAGAUUCCUUUGUGAUUCUCCACUUCAGGCAGAGAAUCCAGCCGAUGGGCCUCCUUCAGGUUAUGGAUCAUUUCACCAGCAAUACUUGUUAGAUGGAAAGAUUAUUGCAGUCGGAGUAAUUGACAUUCUUCCGCAUUGCAUCUCCUCUGUGUACCUUUAUUAUGAUCCUGAUUAUGCAUUCUUGUCGUUGGGUGUGUAUUCUGCACUCAGGGAAAUUGCUUUUACGACCCAGCUACAGAAAACAGCUCCCAGUAUCCGUUAUUACUACAUGGGCUUCUAUAUCCACUCAUGUCCUAAGAUGAAGUAUAAGGGUCAAUACCAUCCAUCUGAUUUGCUGUGUCCAGAAACGUAUGCCUGGGUACCUAUUGAAAAGUGUCGGACAAAGUUAGACCAGUCUAAAUACAGUCGUCUCAAUGAAGACAUAAAUGCAGAAGAUGAAAAUAGCUUCCGAGACCUUGGUCGAGUUCUUGUACUGUACAAAAAUGCAGUGAUGCCUUACAGCAUCUAUCAGAGACGAAAGAAGGGAAGAGCCGAUGAUGAAGCAGCAGUAAGGCAAUAUGCAAGCUUGGUUGGACAGACCUGUGCAGAGCGAAUGCUGCUUUAUCGAAGCUAAAAGCAUGGUUUAUGAAAAAGAUGCUGUUUUCUAAUUUUAUGCUGUUAAUAAUAUCACAAUGCAAAAAUCCAAUUUGAAAUAAUUCUAGCCAAUCAUUGUGUGUUGUAAACAUUUUCUUUUUGUAGCAUACACAGCAUUUAACCUUUACAAUCUAGAACUUUUUCCAAACCAUGCCAUUUUAUUUCAAUUUUCUUUAGGCUACAUCUCACCAAAAAUGUCUUAGUCUCAUAGGUUAGGAUAGCUGUGUUCUUGUUCUUUUGCUUUAGUUUCUCUCUUUCUUCCUUCUCUUUCCACAGUGCUCAAUUUUCUUUCUUUUGCUAUAAUCCUUUCCAUGCUAUUAUUCAAUUUUCUUAAUUUUGUUUUUUCCCAUCGAUGUUCUUUUCCCCAAUAUUACUUUAAAUUUGCUUUGAUUUAGUUUAUUUUCAUUUUUGUUCUUUUUAUCUUCAGUAUGUAAAAAGUUGAACAACCUUAGAAUGCUAGACAGGGUUGCCACAUAUUGAUUGCUGGAUGUUGUAGUCUUUGUUUCCAUGUAUGAUUUGUUUGCUUAUAUCGCAGCCUUUACUCUGAAGAUGGGGAAGAGUGAGUUCAUUGAGUAAAAAUAUUUAAAUUCAGACGAGGUAAAUGCAUAUAUCUACAGUCCACAAUUAUCAGACUCCCCAAGAUAUUCUGGUGAGAUGGAAUGUUAUUAAAACAAGGUUUGUGGUUGAGUUUAUGAUUCUUUAUAAAAGUGUGAUUAAUUGGUUCUAUGAAUUUCUUAUUGCACAUAGAUCAAUGCCUAUCUGGAAAGGCCAAAGAAUUCUAAAAGAUAACUAAUUGUGUUUUUUUAAAUAGAAGAGAUAUACAUAAUAGAUAUAAUAGCUAUAGUGCAGGAGGGGGGAAAAUAUUGUGACAGAUUUUUUGCUGCCAAGCAAAUAUUUCAGGGAAAUUAAAAUUAGGGCAAAGAUUUUUGCAUAAUAUUAAAAUUGAGCAGUUAGGAGAGAAAAAAGCAUUCUGAACCAAUAAAGAUGAAGAAAAUCAAUUAUUUGUCACAAUGUACACAAUUGACACAACUUUCAUCAUAUACUGUAUUUACAUAACUCUAAAAUAAAUGUAAAUGCUAAUAUCAGUCUUUUCAUUUUGAUUUCUUACAUAGAUUUGAUAGAUUAUCACCUUAGUUAGGCACAUUAUCGGUGUAAAUCUUUCACCUCUAUAAACCAUUCAGAUGUGGCAUCCAAGUCCAAAAUUCCGUAUCUGGAAGGGUUGCACUUUCACACUUCAUUUCACACUUGGCUGCAGCAUAGACAUAACAAGUGAUCGCAAAGUACAUUGAGAAGAGAAGCUAUUGAUCAUGAGUAUAUAGCUGAUGACAGAAACUGCAUGGAUAGAAACCAUAUGUUGUUAGACAGAGUGCAGCACAUUUCUCAGCUUGCCAAAUAUCUAUAUAGAUUUGUUUGAGGUGGUGCACAUGUUGGACUGAUUCAUAUUUAGAACGAUGUCAAACGGAAAAUAAACAUUUCCCCUCAAGACCAUGUGACACACUAUUUGAAUGGUGCUUUUAAGAUUGACAUAGGUAUUUGAACUAGGGGGACAAAAGGAGAGAAAGUGGGAAGUUGCACAAUUCCAAAAAGUAGUUGAAGAAAUUUUGUUAUGGUAACAACUUGUUUUUAUAUAUGAACAUGCAUGUUAGGAGCAGAAUUAGGCCACUUGGCUCCUCGAUCCUGUGAGCCAUUCAAUAAGAUUUUGGCUAAUUUUAUUUUUUCACAUUCCCACUGUCCUCAGUACCUUUUCACCGCCAUGCUUAACACGAAUCUGUCUACCCCUAUGUUAAAGCUUUCAAAGACUCUGCUUCCACCAUCAUUUAAAGAAGACAAUCCCACAUAUUUCCGAACCUCUUAGAAAAACAUUCCCGGCAUCUCAGUCUUAACUGAGCAACCCCUAAAUAUUAAAUGGUAAUCCUGGUCCUGAAUUCUCUAAUGAGAGGAAACUUCCUUUCCAUUUUUGUCCUGUAAAGGCCCUUCAGGAUGUUGAAUGUUUCAAUCAAGUCACCUGUUUCUGUUCUGAACUCUAACAAAUUAGCAUGUCCAACAAUUCUUCACAAAACAAUCCAUCCAUUCCAGAUAUUAUUCUAGUGAAUUGUCUCUAAACUUCUUCCAAUGAUUUUACAUCUUUUCCUAAAUAGUAAAAUAAAUAAAUAUAGCACCUUUAACGUAAUAAAAUGCCAAAGGUGAUUUAAAUAAAAUGUGCACCUGAGUCACAUUAGGGGAUAGAGCAGAUUACCAAAAACCUUAUCAGAAGAAACAAAUCUUACGGUCUCAGCAACCGAAGCAUGCAACCAACAGGUGAACAAUUAAAAUUGGGGUGUUUAGGAAAUCAGCAUUAUUGAAGUGCAGUUGGAGGAGAUUACUGAGAUAGAAAAAGUCAGACCAUGGGUGGUUUUGAAAACAAAAAUGAGAUUGUUAACAAUCAAUGCAUUGCUUAACAUGGGGCCUCUGCAGGUCAGCAAGAAUAAAGAUAUUGGGUGAAUGAAAUUUGAUGUGCAUUAAAACAUAAACAGUGGGGCUUUGGAUGUUCAAAGGUUUAUGGAGGGUAGAAUAUCACUAGUUGAUCUGGAAUUUGUUUAAAUUUUCAGGUCUAGAGGCAACAAAGGUAUUAAUGAGGAAUAACACACAGGUAAAUUCAAUAGUGGAAAUGACGGUAUGAAUGUGAUUGGAAUUUUAUUUCCAAGUUCGGUAUAAGUCAGGGUUUUUGAACAGUCUGAUUAAGCCACAGACAGUUGCCAAGGAGACGAGUGGAAUGCAUUUGCGGCAGUGAUCAAAACCAAUGACUUUAGUUCUUCCCAGUACUUACUUGGAGAAGGUUUCUAGUAAUGGGUAUCAGAUAAGCAGUCUGACAAUUCAAAGACCUUGGAGGGGUGGAAAAAAGCAGUAUGAAAGUAAAGCUGGAUGUCAUAAGCAUACAAGUAGAAAUUGAUAUUAAGUGGAAUUUUCAUUUCGUUGACCCCACAGUUCUGCCAUCUGGAGAAAUGUGGGUCAGGAACCCAUGCCCAUGCUAUAUUGCCACUCCUGACUGUGGUCACCAAACGCUGGAAGAUCAAUUGGAGACUUUCCAGAAAGCAUAGCAGUCAAUCAGUUGAGGUGGAAAGCUGCUACGUCAGUAACAGAAUGAGAGGAUGACCCUCAGAAAAGCUUUCACAAAAUUUUAAAAGAAUCAAAGUAGUCAGACUGUCAGGCCAUGCGCCCCAAUUGGAAAAUUGCAUUAUACGCAGGGUGGUCUUCAUGGGCCUUUUAGUUAGCUGCCAGCCACUUACAGAUAGCCAAUGGCAAGAAAUUACGAACCAUGAGCACCACUAAAUGAAAAGUCAGCCUGUUGUUUUUCAUAUGAGUAGUAGCAUGUAGGUAAGAGAUAGGAGAAAACCGAGGAUAGAUCUUGAAGACAUCACUAUUCUGUGAGAAUGGGAAUACAAAUCAUUGUUGGUAAUUGUAUGAUUGCAAUUAGGUAAGAUUGUUAAAAUGCAAGGACAGUAUCAUUCAGUUAGAUGACAGUGGAAAAACAUUGGAGGAGAAUGGUGCAAUCAACAGUGUGGAAGGUUGCUGACUAGUCCUGAAGGAUGAGGAGGGCUAGUCUGUCUUUGUCACAGUCACAAUGGAUGUAAUUUCACUUAGUUAAGUAUACAGUGGUAGAGCAUAGAUACUUAAUCACAUGUUCGAUUUCAACCAAAUCAUUCUAAUGUAUUGGUCAUUAAUGUGUUGUUGUUCACUUACCUGAUUGCUCGGCUGAGAGUAGCUAAUGUUGAUGAUCAUGAAGAGCAGCCAAGCAGCUGUUAGUGAUUAUGUUGAAAUAGUUUAGCUGAAGAAAUGGAUUUUCUAUUUUAUUUCACAACCAGGCUGUGAAGAAUUUUCCCAAGAGCAGAAUAAAUGAGCUGACUAUCAAAUUGUCCAACUUAUGUGUUCUGUUUAUGCAAUUCACUGAUAGCAUGAAAUAGAAACAGUAGGGUUGGCACUUCAAUUUGUUUCUGUGUAACAAUGGAACACAGAUGACUGUUUUCCAUAACAUGCAAAGCAUAUACCUUUUCAUUCUCUUUCCACUAUUGGACCCCAAGAAGAAAUUGAAUAACUUUGGAUAGCUAUGGAGAAAAAGUGCCAACUUGUAUUGAUAUAAAACAUCAUUACUGGAACAUCUUUCAAGACACCUGAAACUGGAAGCACUUCACCUGCCCAGUGACUGUCAGCCAGCCAGUGUGGUAGCCAUUUUGAUCACAGAACAGGCACAAAUGAGAUACCGCUAUUUUAUCUUGUGUUGGUUGUGAAUAUAAAUCAAAUACCUGAGAAAAUUAUAUAGAUCUAUGAUCCUUAAAAUCUAUCUAACUGCCAAAUUGGCAUUCCCAAUAAUAUAGUUUUUCCUUCAACUGUGUGCUAGCUAAAAUUACAUACUAAUGGAGUAAUACAGCAUGGAAAUAGACCCUUCGAUCCAACUAGUUUUUGCUAGACGUAAUCCCAAACUAAACCAUUCACACCUGCCUGCUCCUGGCCCAUAUCCCUCCAAACCUUUCCUAUUCAUGUAUCCAUCCCAAUGUCUUUUAAAUGCUGUUCAGGUCAUUCUAUAACGCAUGUUUUGUUAACACAAAUUCGCUAUAACGUGAAUGAUGAAUAUGGGACACUGUUUCUAAAGCCCAAACUUUUGAAACAAGUGUUGGCUGUAACGCAAUUACAUCACCAACACUUUAAGCACUAUUUCUAAAGUGCAAUUUUUCAGAAUGCAACCAUCGCAUUAUAGAAGAACUGCCAGUAAUUAUAUGACCUAGGCAGUGGCUUAAUUUUACAUUUUUGACCUUAUAGGUCAUAAAAUGUCAGAAAUGAAGUCAUUAUUUUUGGACUAAUAGAGAAAAUUAGGUGAUGAAAGAGUACACAGCCUUGCAGCCAUAAGCAACUAGUGAUAAUACAUUUGGAAGGGGAAAACUUUGAUCAGAAUUGUCAUUCCUGAUCAAUUUCAAUGAACCAUUCAAAAAAUUGCAAAUUUUUGGACAUUGAGAGGUUUGAAUCAAUUUUGGAGCCUUCCAUAGCAGAAUGGACAGCUAGAAUAUGUCCUGUGGGCCUCAAAAUGUGAGGAAUUGCAACUUAAGUAGGUAUCAGAGGAUGGAUAUACUUAAGAGUGUACCCAUCUGAGUUAGCACCUAUUUAUUUUGAAGAAGAAAUUGCAGUCAUGAUAAUUAUUUGCAUGUGUUGCAUUUGUUCAAUAUUUUGGUCAUAAUGAAAUCUUGAUCACUUCAGGAUAUCUCAACGAGCUUCAUGGUUAAAAGAGUACCUUGAAGGCACACACUGCUGUAAUGUGAUGAAAUCCAGGAGAGUGUGGCAUUUUACUUAAGGGCAAGAACAUUUAACUCUGAGCCAAAGCUGAAAACUGAUUAUGUAUUACAAUAGCCCUUUUUGUUUUAAAGAGCUUGUGGGACUUCACGUGCUCUGUGAGGUUGUGCACAAGCUGACUAAAUCUAUAUUAAGUAUUCUGGUAUAUUGUCCAGUGAGAGUUAUAUUAAAUCUGUUGCUUAGUAAUCUGUUUUAAAGUACCAUUUAAUAGGCAUAACACAGAUUUAAUUUAGCUUUGAAGUGUCAGAUUAUCAGUUGAUUCUUGCAAUUUUUGACUGCAUGGUUCAAACUAAAUUUCUCAAAAUGGUUAUAUGCACUCAUGAUAUACAUAAUGCAUGAUAUUGCAAAGUACCCAAAUUCAUUAUGGGAAAAAUAGGGUACGCAUGUCCAUCUAAAUUGCAUUGUGGCAGUCUAGAUAGAAGAAAAUAGAAAUAGAGAAAUAAUUUUCAAAUUGCUUAUUUUCCCUGUUAUUGCACCAAAUAUAAUGACUAAAUUGUCAUAAGUACGAAUAAUUUGAAGUGCAUAUAUGUAUUUAUAGUCCAGUUAAGGGAAUGUGUGAAAUGGUGCAUUAGGACAUUGAAAGCCACUUAACCAGGCGUAAAAUGCAAUCUGGUCAAUUCCAGUGGGCAAAAGUCUUAGGAUAUGUGGUACUCUGAACCUAGAUCCUGCAUUGCCACACUCAUUCAGACCACUGGGUUAACUUGCGAGGGAAAUGAGGUUGUGGCUGAGAGAAUUUUUAACCUGGAUUUUAAAUAAAUUGGUAUCACCAGAAGUGAUACAAGUCUUCUGUGCUAAUGUGGUGUGGUUGCACAUUACAUCACAAGAAUAGUAUUGCCAGUGAAAAACAAAAAGUUCAUUUGUUUUGAUUAGAAAUAUGAGAGGAGUAGAAUCCUGUAGGAUUUUGUAAAUGCCAAUGUCAAACCAACAUUGUAUUUGCUACAGAGCAGGGUAAAUGGUGGUUCUCUCAGUGAUAUAGAUGAUGGAUGUACAUGCCUGGCAGUCUAAGAUUUGUAGUCAUGGUGACAGGAAUGUGAAGCAGGAGACCAUUGUGAUAUUAGAAAAUUAAGGUGUAAAGAGAUUUCAUACAACAUUUUGUUAAGUACAAUUCUGAGGUCUGCUUCCAGUAUGGGUUUUCAAUUUAUUUUUAAAAACUCUCCAGGAAUUAACUUAUUGCUGCCUGUCAUAAAACUGGUGCAGCAAACUGAAUGUGAAAAUUAACAUGGUGUGUGAUAAAUGGAUGAAAAACAUCUAUCCAAAUACUGAGAUGUACCAAUACUUUUAAAUUGUUGCAUUAUCUUAAGAUAAUGGUGUUUAAAGCUACCACUUUAUUCCAUGGUUCUGUAAGCAAAUCAAACAUUCUACUUGUUCAGUCCAGAAUUCAGGUUUAAAAAAGUCAGCCUAGAGCAAUCUGAUUCCUUACUUAACUGUAAUUACCAUUCUCUCCUUCUUGGAAUGAAUAAUAACAAGUUGUGGUUUCUUUCAGAGACUAACUGGUAGUUUCCAAACUCUCUGGUCAUCAGUUUGGAGGUGGUUUUCCAUUAAUAACCAGUUGGUCAGAUGAGAGUACAUUCUUGAAAGAUUCUUCCGACAAUCAGGGCUUGAUAUUCUGCCUAAAAGUCAGCAAUUCAUAAUCCUCCAUCUGAGCUUACCCCUUUCUGGAUUAUUAUGCUACAUUUUCAGAUAUUGGAAUUAUGUCAAGGAAUUGAUUGUAUAUCAUACAAAGUGUGUUCUAUUCCCUUACAUUUAUUUUACAAGUACCUUCUACAAAUGGUUACUUUUAAAUUAUUUAUCUCAUGAAAGGGGAAAUAUGCAAUGCGUUUAUACCUAAAAUUGAUAUAUAGCACGCUGCUUCAAAUAAAAUAUAUUCCUGCUAACACCUUAAAUCCAGGUGAUUCACUGAUGCACUGCAUUUUUGAUAUUAUAUGGCUUUAUUAUGAGUAAUAAUUCUAAAUCAAGUUCUAUUAUGGGUCCAUAUAAUUAUAAGUGUUAAAUAUUCAUUAACUGUUAUGUUUCAGUUUAUUGAUAUGAAUUGAAUAUAUUCUUAUGUUAAAUUAAAACAUUUAACACAAGUCAUUUCAUUAAUCAUUUGGCACUGUUCAGGAAGUGUGUUACUGGAUGAGAUUGUGUUACUGGAUGAGAUGUCAUUACUUUAAAAGUACUGUUGAGUUCAAUUAUUUAUUAAAUGUAACAU